UCCGUUGUUAUUGAGUCACAUGACCAAACAUGUCCUCAACGUGGCUCCGUCCACUCGUGUUGAAUCCAUGUUGAUGAGACCCCAUUGUCGCUAGAGACGGUCAGAUCGGGAGGGACAGUUUACGUGGACGCUGACCGAUAUACCACCAUACAUUCGAAAGGAAUCACCCAGUUCGAUCUUCGGAUCAAACGGUUUGUAGGAGAGAAGGAUCGUGUGACGUAUCCUAGCAACAACAUGGCGACUAUCCGCUAUAAGUCCUUACCGUUAUGGGCGAUAUACACCAUCAUAGCAGUUUUUGUUAUUUUCUUUAUUUGGUACCUUCGAUCUCCCAAACUGGAAGUGACAGAUCAAAUGCGUUCUGGAAGUGAGCUGACUAGUAAACAUUUCAAUGUGAAGAAAAUUCCACAAACAAAGGAUCCGGCGUUUGACUAUAUGAACGCGAUGGAGACUAUGAAUGAGCAGCAGAUAGCCAUGGAUAACGUGAAGCUAGUCGAACUUAUCCGAAAUUACUUCAUACAUGUUCCGUCCGAUGAUGAUACUUAUAAUCUGGAGGAACCUACAAAUCUCCGGUUCUCUGCUGGACAGACAUCGUAUGUGGAUCAGCGACUUCGUGCAAAGGAAAAACAGUUUUAUGUGGAGACCAGAGCAUUCUCGGGAGAGGGUGAAUCGUGUACACUGUUCUUCGAGCGGACUCGUCAGUGGACAGGACUGCUGGUUGAGCCAGAUCCAGUCAAGUUUGAAGCACUGAAGAGUAAAAACCGGAAAGCUUACCUACUCAAUGCUUGUAUCAAUGACAAAACUUAUCCUACAAAGAUGAAGAUGUUUAGGCCAGACGGAUCCGACAUAAGUAAACCCGGAACAGAGAGUUACUCAACACAGUGCUUUCCCCUCUACUCCGUCCUUUUGGCACUUGAACAGAAGGAAGUCACUCUCCUUAGCUUAAACUUUUAUGAACUUGGCAGUCCAAGUCAGAGUGAGGUUGAUAUGUUGAUGGCACUUCCAUUUGAGAAGCUAAACAUUUCCUUUGUAGCAAUACGCACCUUAUACUCCAACAAAGCGCGCCAAGGACCAUUGGAAUGGACAAUGGAUCAGAAAGGAUUUGAUUCGCAGGGUCGUCUACGAACAGACGACCAAUGGGUUAAUGAUUUGGUAUUUCUCAACAAAAAAAGCAAACUGCCACCCACGCCUUUCUGGACUACAACAAAUAUUAUUCGUGCUGUGAUUAUGUUUAUAAUAAUAUAUGCUGUAGCUAAUGUUCUAGCCUACAAGUAUCUGUUCCCUAGACUUCAUCUGUACAAAUUAGCACAUGACUUGGUGUGAAGUUGGCAGAUUUAUAAAAAUUUAACAUGGUUGUUCAAGAUGCAAGAUCAAUGCAGAAGCAAUGCCAGUGAGAUUUGUAUUCUACAGGAGUGAGGAGAUGUGUGUUCACCACUCAGACCAGCUAUAGAUGUCUGCCCAUCACACAUGUACAGCAUACCUGCAGAUGUAGGAACAGAAAAUGAAUACAUAUCACAUCUCUUGUGGCUCACUGCAUGUGCCUGAGGCAAGUUAUGAAGAAACCCUCCUGUAGAAUUUGGGAUUUCAUUUCCUUAUGAAAAAAAGACACCAAAAUUUCACUCAUACUUCAAAGGUUGCCUGUGGUUGCUAGGGAAAAGACAAAGCUGUCUUACCUGGGUAGGUAAAGAAGCAGCCAACAUGAACAAUGAUGCCAUAAUAAUGAUUUGUUGACAUGUUGUAAUUGUAUUGUUUUGUCACAUCCUAGGAUUAUCGUGAAUCAAGAAUCAACCCUAGGAUUUUUGUUUUUUGGUAAAUUACAUAUUUUUUUAUUUUUAAAAUGAUGAGUAUGUGAGAAUAAUAACAAAACAAGGCUCUUGUGGAUAGGGAUAUCUCAACUCUCAGGUAAGAAUUUGGCUGGACAAUACUCGGCAAGCUUGCGGACCAAAUUCUUACAUUCGUUUUGAGAUAUCCCUGCCGAUGGAACAGGCCAAUUUAAAAUCAUUUUAGCUGAUCUGCUACACCCAUUGUUUAAUUUGCAACAAUUGGGUAUGUAUUUUCUCUCCUAACUUUUAUCCAUCCUUUUGCCUGGCAGCAACCCUUUGUUUUUGGCCUCAGGGUUGAGUGACUACCCAGGCGAGGAGGUCAUGGGUUCUGUCAUUUGACUGAGACAAACCAAAGUCUAUAAAUAUGGUACUAAUUGCUACUCUGUCUUUGGUAAUCAGCAUUGGAAGUGGGGGUUGAGUAUGAUGUCAUACUACAGUGUCCAGGUAUGACAUUUCAGUGUGUGGCACUAUAAAAGCCUCAUUGAGUGGCCCCAUUACUCAUGGACACUGUCUUCAUUUCAUACUUAUGACCUUAAAAUCCAAAACAAUUAAGCAUAUGUCUUGUAAACUGUUUACAAGUCUUGCCAAGGAAGGGAGGGAGGGGGGAUCUUUAACAGGGUGACUUCGGAGUAUCACUGAAGCCCUGUGUUAAUGCAGCUAUGGAGUCUGCAUCAACUCAGGGCCGCAGUGGCCAAGUGGUUAAGGUGUACCGACACUUUGUCAAUAGCCCUUCACCCCUGGGUCACGAGUUUGAAAUCCACAUUGGGCAGUUGCCUGGUAUUGACCGUAGGCCAGUUAUUCUCCACCUCCAAACCUGCCAUGUCCUUAACCCUUUCACCCCUACUGACCAUAUUGAACUUCAAUUUAUGAAAGAAUGGCAGAGUCCACUAAAGUUUCUUAGGGUUGAAAGGGUUAAAUGACAUAAGGAAGGAUUUCUUUAAUUAAUUGACCACAGCUUUUAAUAAGAUGUUUAAACAUUACAAACCAAAACUCUCCAAAAUCACCUUGCUGUACAAUUUCAUUUUAGAACAGUGCAAUUUUAUUGAUGUUUGUUUUUAUAGCUCAAAGAUUAUGUUAUGACAGAACCAGCACAGGGGCAUUGCACAAAUUCCAGACCCACAAUCCAUAUACAUUAGAGUUUGGAAUUUGUGCAAAUUAAGUCUCUGAUCUCGAGUAUAGAUCAAUCUAGAUCUGAUUACAUUAAAGAUUCUAUUCUCAAUUAAAAUUGUUAACAUCAGUUUUUGUUCAAUUAAUUUACUCUCAUUGCUUAAAUAUGUUUUAGUUACUUGUAAAUUGUAAAUAUGAUUUUUUUUAAUGGACAUGUUUUUUAAGUUGUGUUGAGAAAUGCCUUGAUAUUAGAAAACUUCUGUGACAUUUUUUGAUUUUGUUUCAUGUUUUCACAUAGCAAUAUUGUAAAUGAUCAUAUUCCCACAGGUAAAAGACAUAAAAUCUUUACACAAGUGUCCAGCUCAGCAAAUAAUAUAUACUGUUUCUACUAGAUCGUAUUAGUCAUUCCAAUUUAUGCAAAUGUGUAUAUGAUCAUUUUUAAACUCCUGUCAAAAUUUGUCGGGAUUAUUAUGUCUUUCUGGCAAAAACUUUUGAUUGUCUGGAGAUCUUCUCCAACUUUUUUCGAAAGAUGUCGUUGAAUCUAUGUAGGGAUUAUUGCCACAAUACAAUGUACGUAGACACAUUUUUCUGAGCGACAUUUUGAUUCAGCUAUUUUUUGUAAAAGUAAUUGCUUUUUGUUUAUUUCAAUGUUUGAUUUUAUCUAGAGAUCUUCUAAUUCCAGUUUUGAACAGAUUGGUAUGAUGUUGGUAUAUAUACCAGUAGUAGUAUGUGUUUUCCUGGGUGGUAUUUUGAUUUGACUAUGUUUCCAAAAGUUAAUACAUUGUACCUUAUAUUACUGUAUUUAACUUAAUAAACACACUGUAUACUUACAAAAACACCAAAGGGUUGCACUUGAUAAAACAACAUAAUGUACAUCAGUUUCUGUGUGAAAUCUCCGGGUCGGGAAAAAUAACCUUAUUUUUUUCACCUACAUAUCUUUAUGUACUAAAACCAUCCGUCCAACCAGUCUUUGGUUAAAAGACUGAAGAUAAGAUUUCAUUAAUGGCUAGAUCAGUGAGGUAAAUCUUAAUUAGUGCAUCCAUCAUCUUUACCCGAAAAAAUGCGGGGAGGGAGAGGUGCGUUUAUUGGGUCGAAUAUGGUACAUGUUUAUUUCAGUAUUUGAUUCGUUUUUUAUCUUUUCUUUAGAUCCUUAUUCUCUGUUUUUAUUCAAUUUCUUUCAAACAUUGUAAAUUUUCUUAUGACAUGAAAUUGUACUUUUUCAGUUGAUUAGAUUCUGUUAAGACAUUUAAUUUUUCAUUUUAAUUUUAUUAUUCAUUUUGAAAUUUUGACAAAUGAUGCAUUUCUUUUUUUGGCAUAGAACCAUGUAUAUUGUUCCGUCCUGUAGUACCCUUGUUAAAAGUAUGUUUAAACAGUAUUGGUAUUCAAGGUGCCAUAAAUUCACAAAGUGGCCUUCAUUCAUUAGUGAAUUACCUGUGAAAUAUGUUGACAUCAAAUUGAAACAAUAAUGAUGCUGAUCCUGUAAUCAGUAGAGUGUGACCAAAUGGACAUGUCCACUUACAGUAUCCAGGGUGUAUUUCAAUGGGACAAUAUUACAUGAAAGUUGUUUCUCGACUUUCUCUAUCGUUCAUACAUUUUUAAUAUAACUGGUCAACAAAAUAAAAACACUGCAAAAUUCAACUCUAUAUUGUAAGUGAAAUUUAGUUGUGAAUGAUAAUUACAUUGAAUAUACUCAUUUUUUCUGCACACUUGCAAAUUGAAUGAAGGAGUUUGGAAUGAAGAUUCUUUAAACAUAUUUUUCAAUAAAGUCUUAAGAAACAA
Pecten maximus is the source of this 4706-nucleotide messenger RNA. RefSeq lists its product as uncharacterized. The coding region runs from base 235 to 1320 and encodes 361 amino acids. NCBI's taxonomy places the organism in Eukaryota, Metazoa, Mollusca, Bivalvia, Pectinida, Pectinidae. The record is from RefSeq and is a predicted model, not a curated record. The transcript is spliced from 4 exons.